AUGGAAGUUUGUGUUGACAAUUUGGAAUCUGCUAUUAACGCCGAAAAGGGAGGAGCGAUGAAAUUAGAAUUAUGCUCUACAAAUAAUGAUGGUGGUUUAACACCAUCUUUAGGACUUCUGAGAAUAAUUAAGAAAAAUGUUAAUAUUCCUGUUAUUGUCAUGAUUCGCCCAAGAACAGGUGAUUAUAUUUAUUCAGAUGAGGAGAUAGAAAUAAUGUCAGAAGAUAUUAAAAUUUAUAAAGAGCACGGCGCCGAUGGUUUUGUUUUUGGAAUUGUUACUCCUGAGGGUAAAGUUGAUGUCAAAAACUGUUCAAAAUUAAUUGAACAGGCAGGAAAUCUCCCAGUUACUUUUAGCAGAGCCUUUGACAUUAUUAAAGAGCCAUUAGAAAGAAUGGAGGAAAUUAUCUCACUUGGAUUUGAAAGAAUAUUGACUAGUGGUCUUCAAGAAACUGCUUGUCAGGGAAUUCCUCUGCUAAAACAGCUAAUGGAAGCAUCAAAGGACAGAAUUGUUGUUAUGCCUGGAGCUGUUCAUUUCUUCAUCAUGGAAGUUUGUGUUGACAAUUUGGAAUCUGCUGUAAAUGCUGAGCUGGGAGGAGCUAUGAGAUUGGAAUUGUGUUCUGCCUUAAAUGAUGGUGGUUUAACACCUUCAAUUGGAUUCUUAAAAAUAGUUAAGAAAAAAGUUAAAAUUCCUGUUUUUGUCAUGAUACGUCCUAGGCCUGGAGAUUUUAUUUACUCUGACGAUGAGAUAGAAAUAAUGUCAGAAGAUAUAAAAAUUUUGAAAGAAUGUGGUGCUGAUGGUUUUGUUUUUGGUAUUACUACAUCUGAGGGAGAAGUUGACAUUAAAAACUGUUCAAAACUAAUGAAGUUAGCACGAAGUCAUCCUGUCACUUAUCAUAGAGCAUUUGAUGGAGUUAAAGAUCCCUUGAAGAGCAUGGAGGAAAUUAUUUCACUAGGAUUCCAAAGAAUCUUAACUAGUGGUCUUCAAGGUAGCGCUAUUCAGGGAGCUUCUCUUCUUAGGCAACUAAUUGAAUCAUCAAGAGGCAGAAUUAUUAUAAUGCCAGGAGCUGGUAUCAAUCCUGAAAAUCUUCAUAUUAUACUGAAGGUAACUUAA
This is a messenger RNA of Nezara viridula (southern green stink bug), 1110 nucleotides long. NCBI's taxonomy places the organism in Eukaryota, Metazoa, Arthropoda, Insecta, Hemiptera, Pentatomidae. The record is from the annotation of a GenBank genome assembly.